Messenger RNA from Anolis sagrei ordinatus, 3007 nucleotides. Its product is annotated as zinc finger protein 345-like. NCBI's taxonomy places the organism in Eukaryota, Metazoa, Chordata, Lepidosauria, Squamata, Anolidae. The record is from RefSeq and is a predicted model, not a curated record.
CUCAGCUGAACGUUCCUUCCGGCUUCCUGCUUGUUUGACGUCACGGUGUCCACGUGGGAGAGGGAGGAGCAGGUCAGCAGAAGGCAAUGUUAUCCUUAUGCAGAAAGACUGGCUCUCACUGGCUAUAAGGCUAUAGCUUCAGGGCUAUGACAUCCCUCAAGAACUGGUACUGAAAAGCAAAGAGGGAAACGCAUAACAAAGAAGAUUUGUUGGAAAACAAUGGCUGAGAUACAAGAAACGGGGGGCAACGGAUUGCUGGAUCCAGAAUUUAAAAUGGAGGUGCAGGAUUCAAUAGGACCUGAAGCAGAAGAGGUCAAAGAUGGAGUCGCUUUCUCAAAAAUGGGAAGCAGUGGAGAAGAAGCAGAAAUAAGGGUAAAACAGGAACCAGAAGAAGAGCCAAUAAGGACUUGGGAUGCUCAGUUGGAAGUAUUUCUGAAGACAAUACAAUCUCCUUGUUUGGGAGGGGAAACCCAGCAACAACCUGACCUUCAGGUUCCUCGACAGAUCACAGGGAUGUCCAAAGAGGAGUCUAUAAAUCCGUCCAAGAUGAAGGAGGAUCCAGUGAAGACUGAGGAUGAAGAUACUGGGAAUGAAAAUGUGUUGGCAGCUGAUGCACAGCCGACCGAAAAGGAGGAGCAAAACCCCCUCCUUAAGAGUACCGAGGAAAUGGAGCAACUGGUUACAUCUGUGAAAAUUGAGGAUCCGUUUCUUCCAGCACAAGGUGUGUACAAAAGUGAAUCCUCCACCUGGAAUGAGGGGAAUGAAGCCAAAUUUGAUGAACACUGGGAACUUUCUUCUCAUAGCUUUGACCUUAUUAGAAAGCAUGAAGAUCUUGAUGUGGAGGAGAAGCAAUACAAAUGUUGGAACUGUGGAGAGAGCUUCAGCAGCAGCUCAGACCUUCUGAUUCACGAGAGAACCCAUGUAGGUGAGAAAGUGUAUAAAUGCUCCCAGUGUGGAGAAUAUGAGAGGACCCACAAAGGUCAGAUGCCACACAGGUGUUCCCACUGUGGAAAUACAUUUGGGAGGAACACACAAGGCAAAACGCAAGUAGGAGAGAAGCCCCGUGCAUCUUCAAGAUGCGUGGAAAUAUGCAGUCAGGGAUUAGACCUUCUAAAGCAUGAAGGUGAGCUCCCAUGUAAAUGUUUAGUCUGUGGGGAGAUAUUUAGAAAUGACUCGUCUCUCAAAGUGCACCAGAGACUCCACACAGGAAAGAAACCAUAUAUAUGUCUGGACUGUGGGGAGUCUUUCAGCAGGAUUUCACGCUUAAUUGCACAUGAGAGAAUCCACACAGAAGUAUGCACCUACUGUGGGAAAAGUUUCAGUCAGAAAACAGAACUUGCUGAACAUGAGAAGACCCAUGAAGCAAAAUACACAUUUGUAUGUUUUGCUUGUGGGAAAGUCUUUUAUGUCAGUUCAGAGCUAGCUGCACACAUGCAAACUCACAAAGCAAAACCUUUUGAAUGCGCAGACUGUGGGAAGACGUUUGAGAACAGUUUGCAACACACUGCACACCAGAAGAUCCAUCAAGUCAAGAAGCAGCAUAAAUGUCCCCACUGUGGGAAAUGUUUUCCCCAGAGACGGAGCCUUAAUAUCCACAAGAAAACCCAUGCAGGAGAAAAAGCGCACAAGUGCUUAAUGUGCGGGAAAAACUUCAGAAACUCCCCGAAUCCUAAAUGUCAUGGGAAGAGCCACACAGGAAGGAAGCUAUAUAAAUGCUCCCACUGUGACAGGACCUUCAGGUGGAGGUCCGACCUUGCAUUACAUGAGUUAAUUCACACAGAAGAAAAGCCCUUUAAAUGCUCCGAUUGUGGGGAAUGUUUUCAUCAGCGAUCCAGUCUUCUCGAACAUUUGAAAAGCCACACAGGACCAAGUCCCUUGACCUGCUCAUACUGUGGGAAAAUGUUCACCUCAAACUCUGUUCUUCUACGACAUCAGAAGCUCCAUGUCGUGGAGGAAGUUUGUACCUGUUCACAGUGUGGGAAAACAUUCCAGCAGCAAGCAGGCCAAGCAGAAGAGGAGGCGCGGAAAUGUCCUGAAUGCACCUGAAGCCAUGACCUGAGUUCAGAUCUUGUAUGUCUGCAAACAUAUGCAGAGAAAAAAAGAAUUUGAUUGCUUUGAGGGGGGAAAUUUGAGGAACAACUCAUACCUCAUUUCACAUUAGAGCAGCGUUUCUCAACCUGGGAGUUGAGAAACCUGGGCGGAGUCAUGAGGAGGUUUCAGAGAGGUCACCAAAGACCAUCAGAAAACAUAUAUUUCUAAUGGUCUUAGGAACUCCUUUGGCAGAGAAGGCUGAAGAUCUCUCCACCUGUCCGUCCCUUCCUUUUUGGAAAGAGAUGGUGAAUCCCUCCACCAAAAUCCCUCCAUCACUGUGAUUGACUGGCCUCAGGGCUGUUUCUGAGACUCCAAACAGGGGAGAGCAGGUGUGCUCGGUGCACAUGUGCAGGUGAGGGACAGUCUGCGAGGCUGACGCCAGUGAGUCCCUUCAAGACAUGGGGAUUCUGUAUGCUGCGACCCCUUAAUGGGCUUCCUUACAUUGUCGUUUCUAGAAGUUAGGCAAUCCUUUUUGUAUUUGAAAGAGAGCAAAAAUCUACAUUUGUUUAGCUUUGUUCCAGGUCCGCCACUAUGUUAUUUCCAUUUCCCCAGACCAUGUAAGGGUCACAACCAGUGCCAGGCAUGUGAGAGGCAGCAUUCACAUUCACACUUGCCUUUCUGCAUGCAGAAUUGCUCUUGCAGAUGGGGCAUACACUUUGCACUCGUUACUUUGAGCAGAUGAGACAAUUUUUAAAGUCUCCAUGGCACGGCAUUAAGGUCACAUUUAGAAAAGAGGGGUUCCCACUCAGUUCCCGCUCAAGAGGUGUCUCUUUCGCUCAGGUGACACUGCCCCACAAGUUUGGAAUGGGUUAAAUAUAGGGAAAGGGGACAAAGCACAAUGGUAAUCUUAAAAGGAUGGAAGCGGAGUCUCCAGACAAUCCCCAAAGGGCCUAGACAUGUGGUUCUCAACCUUCUU